AUGGCUCGACUAAACUACACCGCAAGAAAGAUAAGCGGUGUCAAAGCUGGGUUAGCUGUGAAGAAGGACCUGAAUAAACGCAUCCCCUCAACCCCAAACUUCAAAAUCCGCGACCCGAUCCUCGAAAUUGACGUAUCAGGCAAAGACCUCACAGACGAUGGCUUCAACGAAUUCAUCCUCGAUCUACAAAUCGCUGUGGAGUACAAAAGCCCUCACUGCCCUCAAGGCAUCAACAAAUUGCAAGAACUACACCUACAAGGAAACCGACUGACUGUCAACACUCUCGUGGAGCUCGCAAAAGUAAUUAAUCUCAGCUCACGGGAUCUUAAGGAACUCGACAUCUCGAACAAUGAAAUUAAGAUUGUCACGGCCUCUGAUUCGCAGAAAUGGCGGUACUUCCUGCAGUCGUUUGGGCAGUGCUGUGUGUUGAAGAAGAUUGAUUUCAGUGGAAAUGCGCUGGGACCGUUGGGUAUUGAGUUACUAGCACGGUUUUAUAUUCGUAGUGAGCUUGAUUUUGUGGAAAUUGUGGAGGACGGGGAGGGCGAUGGGGAUGUGCCUGAGGAUUUGAUGCGGGAGCAUUCGCAACAUGAGGAUGAGCCUGGUGUAGCUGGGCAUGAAACGAAGUCGGCUCGACAAGUUUCGCCACAGACGACCGGAUACAAGCACCACACUCACACCGAUGCUGAACUUAGACGUUACGCAUGCACCCGCGGCCUGCGCUCAGUUCCAUAUCUCAUUGUUCAAGAUGUUGGCAUAGCGAAUGGAUCCAUCGUCCAUCUCGCCGAAAUGGUUAGACUCCAUCGAGCCCCAGAAAACCUUCUGUCCUUUCUACCAGGAGGCAAGCCACCUUCUCUCCCUCCAAUCGAGCAGGGUCGUUGUGGUAUUUACUGGCAGCCAAACAAUGGUCUCGGCGUCCUGUCACAUCGACUCAUGAAACUCACGGAGGAGAUCAAGCUUUUUACCACUGAGGCCGAUUCUGAGGAUGACCUCGUCGAAGAUUUUGAAGGUCUAGACAUUGAUUUCGACCACGAAGAAAUCGAGCGCGCUCAGGAGGAACGCGAGCGUCGUCGUCGACUCCUCCAGAAGUUGACGGUCGAUCUUGGCCGCACCAUUAGUCAACAGCGUAUCCAUGUGCUGGGUACGGAAGGACUCCGGAAAUCGAUUCUGUGGCAUUGUGCUCUGCGUAUGUUGGCGAUCGCUCGAACCAUCCUGCUAGCUCCUGAGAACCGCCCGCCUUCGGCUGAAGAUGAGUUGAUUACGGUUAGAAGGAACGGAGUAACCGCAGCGCAGACCCGAGUCCCCCAAGCACGAUCACCAUUUAGUAAUCCUAUUACUACACGAACAGUACUUGGAGCUCCGUCAAAUCACGUGUAUGCAGGAACUCGAGAACGUUCUGGUCGAAGCACCGAAGCAGUUUUGAGUGUGGCAGACCUACAAUUUCCAAUAACACAGCCAUCGGCCCGUCGACAACACUGUCACGCUCCUCCGCGCGGCGGGGCGCUCAUCUCUUCGUUCAGGUUUGAUCCUCAAUCGUCGACAUUUGAUGUCAUGUUCCCAGCAAUUCAUCGUCCGUUCGAGAAUCCAUUGAUACAGAUACAUCCUCCACCGGUCGCUGCAGUAAUGCCAAAUUAUCCGCAGGAAGACGUUGGAGAAGACUCAGGUCGCAACGGCAGCAAGCAAUCGAACACAACUGUAAAGACGACCGAAAACUACCGCUCCAAAUACCGAUUCGGCCUCUCACUGCAUCUUUGGCAACGCAUCAUUUCAGAAUCAAUGAAUCUCAAACCCAUCUUGCAUCCCGAUCAACAGAGCAAAGUCAUCAACUAUGCCGCUAGCUGGGGCGCGCUUGAAGCGGAGAUGUCCAUCAACGGUGCGGCAGAAAAUCAGCAGAUCUGGAAGAUUCUGGAUUCUAUUGAUUGCUUCACCUACAAGCCUUUGUCUUGA
Messenger RNA from Talaromyces amestolkiae, 1944 nucleotides. RefSeq lists its product as uncharacterized. Lineage: Eukaryota; Fungi; Ascomycota; Eurotiomycetes; Eurotiales; Trichocomaceae. Bases 1 to 1944 code for a protein of 647 amino acids. The record is from RefSeq and is a predicted model, not a curated record. Gene Ontology annotation, molecular function: protein binding. The transcript has 4 exons.